AUGUCAACUGAAAACGAAGACGCUAUCAAUGAAGAAAUCAUUGAUGAGAAGCCUGAGGCAUUUGAAGAUGAACAAGUCGUUAAUCGGUCGGAGUAUGUAGCGGUUGUGGACCCUACUGGAGAAGUAAUGGAGUUGCCCCUCAACCCUGACAAUACCUUGUAUUUGUCAACUUUGCAAAGUAGUCUUACUGCUGAAGCCACAGGGCUGAAAUACAAGAAUCCCAAAACGGGAGCCAGUCGUGCGGUCGCUGUUGAUCCUACUGGAACGAAGUUCCUCGCACCUGCUGAUGGCUGGGAAGAGAAAGUGUUUAGAGUGAUCUUGGCUGUACCAUCAAGAGGUUCGGAAGUGAGUGUGAAGAGACGGAAGAUGGGCGACAGUGACGGUGAGGAAGACUCCGAUGGUGAGGGACGACAUGGGAGAAAGAGGCUUCUGGAGAGUGGACCUAGUUCUUCAUUGGGAGAAAGAAGACCAGUCGACCUAAUUGUAUUGGGUGUCAAUUUCAAGACAACUGACGAAACGUUCAAAACCUAUUUUGAGCAGUUCGGAAAUGUUGUCUUUGCCGAGAUUAAACGUACUUCUGAUGGCAAUUCCAAAGGUUUUGGUUUUGUUCAAAUGGGAUCUCUUGAGGAUCAAGAGAAGGUUUUGAAUCAAAGCAACCAUAUGCUUGAUGGUAGACGCUGUGAAGUAAAAAUCCCUGAAACAAGAAUUGAUUAUCCCGGAACUCCUGCUGGAAGACCAGGAAGGUUCCCUGUGAAUAAAAUCUUCAUUGGACGUCUUAUCAGUAAAAUUACUGAUAGCACCUUAAGAGAUUUUUUUGAAGCUGAGGCUCAAAAAAUUAGCGAUAAAGCUAAAGUCAUUGAUGUUUUCAUUCCAAAGCCUUUCCGUGGAUUCGGCUUCGUUACUUUCUCAAAUGCUGAUGUUGCCGAGAAGAUUUGCAGUGUCAGUAACUAUGUAAUAGAAGGAACUUCCAUUGGAGUGAGCUUGGCUAUUCCAAGAGACGAAACCAACUCCAUGAACUCACCACACAACGACUUUGGUUACCCGUAUGGGUAUAGCAAAGGUAGUCCAGCCUUUAACUCCUUCCCUUCGUCUUUCCCGGAGUACGGGUAUCCUAAUCCAUCGGGACCACCGCCACCAAUGCACCAUCAUCGAGGAUACAACAAUGGUUGGGGUUCAAGCAAUACCCCUCCACGUCCAUCACAUAUCAGAAAUUGGUUCCGAAAAACCUAA
Molecule: messenger RNA, 1230 nt
Organism: Auanema sp. JU1783
Lineage: Eukaryota; Metazoa; Nematoda; Chromadorea; Rhabditida; Rhabditidae
Source: the annotation of a GenBank genome assembly